CACUCCCAAAACCUGACAGCAAAAGAUGGAAAUGGAAUACGGCCCUACCAAGUUUGACACUGAAGGACGGCCGUAUCGAUCUCAUGCACAGCCAGCAUGUCAGUCGUGUCGUAAGCGCAAGUCUCGUUGCAAGACGAGAGCUGCAAACGAGACUUGUGCAAUGUGUCAAGUUCACGGCACCGAAUGUAUCUUCCCGCAGGUCGACAACAGAAAACCACGGAAGAUCGCAGCAGCGUCCCGAAGAGUCACCGCCAGGUUCAAUCGGUCGGAGAUGUCGACUGGGAGACAAGGCGCUGGAUCGGCACCAGCAUCACCGCCCAGUCCAAGUCCGGCUUUUCGGGAAUCAGCAGAUCAGCCACUUGAACACUAUACGAAUCAGGACAUUCAGCAAGAUUCAUGCAUAUUUAAUGCACACGAUGAACCGCAAGCCACAUAUACGAACCAGGAGGAAUCGCCGGCGCAUCUCAUGGGCAUUUUCGCGGAAGCUGGAGAUCACAGUACGCACAUUGUCAGUCCAGCAAUUGCCGAGGACAACAGCGUUUUGAAAAGCUACCUCUCGAGCACACCGGAUCUCAGAAACAUGAGAUUGAUCCGUGCGAUGUCUGACGUGCGGCCUCCGAACCCAUCGGUAAGACCGGUCUUGUUCGACACGGUUCUGAGACGCCCACUAGGCGUGACGACUAACCAAUCUCUGGCUUCAAGCAAGUGUGAGCUUAUAGAAAAAUUCAUUGGACCACAUGUGCAAGAUCUGAUUGAUCUAUUCUUCGAGCGUGCAAACGUCUGCUUUCCAAUAUUCGAUGACAUCUCAUUCAACAACAUAUUUUCAACCCACAAGGAGAAGAUUUCUUCCGCAUUGUUGUGCAAUUUAUACGCCAACGCCCUUACAUACUGGGACACAUCACCCAGAUUACAAGGAACGGUGAAACCAGACCACCGGUACAUUUGGGUACAAGCUAAUGAAGCUCUUAAUUCUGAAUUAUUCUUGUCACCGGGAAUUUCUGCGGUAAUAUCAAUCAUAUUGAAUGUUUCUGGUAGGCCAAGUACCUCCAUCUUUGGGAACGGCGGAAUGAUCGGAAUCGCCGUCGCUUUGUCCAAUGCUCUCGGUCUUAACAGGGAUCCAUCCAACUGGAACAUAUCUCCCCCUGAAAAAGUGUUCAGAAUUCGAAUCUGGUGGCUCGUACUCGUACAUGAUAGAUGGUGCAGUCUGGCCUACGGAACGCCCUUGCAGAUCCAUCGCGCACAGCACGAUGUACCCAUACCAACGGCUAAAGACAUCUGCAGACCCGGAUCCUCAUCUAUUCAGGCCGCUGCCGCUUCUAUCUUCCUCGCCCUGGUCAGUCUGACCGAAAUUCUGGGCCGCUACCUCGAACACGUCUACUGCUUCACGACGAUAGAUGCAACCGCAGCCAAGAUGUCUGGGAUGGACUUUGAGCUCCUGCUCACUGAUUGGGAAGACUCACUCAGCGAUGACGUUCGUCGUCUGGCCAUUCGCGGCACGAGAAUUGACGUUCCUGGGUCAGCGAAUUUUCGUCUAGCAUAUCUCGCUGUCAAACUGCUGCUCAGAAGAAUACAACUAGACGCGGAGAAAGAUACCCCAGGCGGGGAGGCUACAACCUCUCACUACUACCUCCAAGCGCAACGAGUGGCGGAAGAAAUUGUGCAUUUGGUGCAAGAAUUAGACGAUUCGCAGUGCAGUGGCUUUUGGAUCCCGGUAAAUGCUUUCUCACUGACGUCCGCAACUAUAUUUCUGCUUCGAAGCGCUUUGCGCUCCAGAACCUCCAUGGCGGAUAUGAGUCGCAACACCUCAUUGAAGUUGGCUAGAGACAUGAUCAGCGCACUUCGCGCGCACCAUCAGAACUCUGGGUGGGAUCUAGCUGAACAUUGCCUGACAAAUUGCUCGGGGCUAGUUGACAGAAUGGAGACCGCUGGCAACAGCGGAUCGGCAACGCAACUACCCACUCUGGAAGACCUUUUUGUUGACAUUAAUACGCCCGAGUUAGAUAAUAUCUUUACAGGGUUCGGGAACCAUUUUGAACUCUAAUUUUGCGCACGUGGUGUCACUCCCACGCCUACGAGUCCUGAUUC
Messenger RNA from Paraphaeosphaeria sporulosa, 2085 nucleotides. RefSeq lists its product as uncharacterized. Lineage: Eukaryota; Fungi; Ascomycota; Dothideomycetes; Pleosporales; Didymosphaeriaceae. The transcript is spliced from 3 exons. Gene Ontology annotation, cellular component: nucleus. The record is from RefSeq and is a predicted model, not a curated record. Gene Ontology annotation, molecular function: DNA binding; zinc ion binding; DNA-binding transcription factor activity, RNA polymerase II-specific. Gene Ontology annotation, biological process: DNA-templated transcription. The coding region runs from base 26 to 2041 and encodes 671 amino acids.